AUGGUGUGGUUGAAUUUGGCCAGUAAGUUGAUUUUUGAAACUUUAUAGCUUAAUACAAAGUACUAGAAUAGACAUAGCUAAGAGCAUUUAAAUUAUAUUUAAAGCCUCUAAUAUACAUCGUUGUUCAGAUUUCAUGAUACAGUCAAAUUGUCCAUAAAAUACUAAAGACAAUUACAUAUUAUGUAAAAAACUUUUUGGAAUCAUCUAUUAUAAAAUAUUACAUUGUCCAUAUUUUAUCACCCUUAUUUUUGAAUCUGAAACAACUACCUAAUUUUGAUUUUCUGGAAAUGGAAAUUUACAUUAAAAAUUUCUUAAAUAUAUAGAGUAUUAUUUCAAAUACAUUUUUGUGUUUUAAUAGUUCGUUCUAAACAUAGUAUUAUUACCUAGUCGUAUUUUUUCCUCAUUGCCAAGAUAAUCUAGAAAUCGACAAAAAUGACCAAUUUUUUUUUAUUUAUUAUUAAAACUACAAAAAAAAAUUUAAAAAUAACCUCCACAUUGCACCAUCUAGAAUCCAGAUCAAAAAUUCUAUAAAAAAAGUCCCUAUAGAGAUUUUGAUUGGAGUACGAUUUAUGGUAGAAUAAUUGUUUACGUAAGAAGAAAACCAGUACAUUCCUCACCCAACUCAGAAUUUUAUAUCUUUAAAUGAUUAUAAUUGGUUUAUAAUAUAAUAAUAUUGCAGCGAUACCCAUCAUUAAACCUAUGUUGCUUUAUACUGUACAUUGAUACAAAUUUAAUACCGUCGAGUACAUAUCUGUGAAGGAAAUUUAUAGAAACCUAAUUUUAUCUUGCAUUAUAAAUUAUAAAAUCAGAUCCUGAUUUACGCAUGCACAUGUGAUAUACGGGCAAAGGACUCCAAAAUUCUUAGUCUCCCCCCCCCUUUCCAUUAGAUACGAAAAAAUAAAAAUUGUAUUGUUUAAAGGUAUUUUUGGGAGAUUUACGACUAUAAAUAUUCAAUUGAAUGGGUUCUUUUUUAUCAUUACUGGAAAUUAUUACCUAAUUAAUUAGGUAUUAUAAAACAAUUAACAUUUGAAAACAAUUUUAUUUUAAAAAGUCCCUAAAAAAUUUGUAGCGAACAGAGCCAUGUUUGUUAACUCAUAAUAAAGGUAUAUUUUUAUAUUUUAUAUUUUUUUUAUGAUAUAACUUUACUUAUGAGUAAAGUAAAACAGAUAAAAAGUAGGUACAGUGUACAGACCUUCACCAGUUACCACAAGGGUCCAGGGGGGUCUGGACCUCUUCCUAGACACUGAUAUAAUUUCAAUACGUUCAAAAAAGAGGCAUCUAUUAAUAGAUUAAUAAAUAAACUAACCUAACCUUUUAAAUAAAAAUGAUUUUUCUGAAACCACCCCAGAAAAAUGUUAAAAACCUGCUACUGGUUACUAUGCAAUCAAAUUUACUGAGACAAUUUUUUAAUAUUAAAAAUUAAUAUGAAUUAAUAUAAGCAAACUCAUACCUAUUAACAUUAUAUUUAAUAGACUAUCCUUAGUACGUAUUUAAAAUAAAAUAACUCAGAAACUUUUCGUUCAAAUCUCGAUUACAAUAGGUCGUAAUUUUAGAAAAAUCAUCUGAUUUACAAUUUGCGUUAAUACAUGUAGGAUUUCUUUCGAAAAACCAAAGUUGAUAUCGCCUAAUAUUACUCUUUGAAUGAUAUGAAAAAUGUAUAGAUAUAUUCGAAAAUAUUGCCUUGAAUAAAUGCAUAAUUUAACCAUAAAAAUGGGAUGAAUAUUUUUAAAAAAUCACUUUGUUUAUACUUCUCGAAAAUACCGAAACGAUUUAUAAAUAACCACAAAAGAGGCAUGCGCAUAGAUAGUAUUAUUUUAAUUUUAAGAUAAAUUCUUAAUUCUUAAUUUAUAAUAAUAAUUUAUUAUAUUUUAAAAUCAAUGCUUAUAUCUAUGAUCUUUUAGUUGAUAAUUUAUCAGAAAUAUCUGAAACCAGUAACAAUAGUAGUCAUAUCUCAACAAUAUCCGAUGAAAUUUCGAGAAAAAGAAUUAGAAAAUCGACAAUAGAGAAGAGACGUGAAAGUCAAAAUGAGUAAUUUAUUCAAUUGUUUUUACUACAGUUUUUAUGUUAAUUGUAAAAAUUUUAAAAUUAGUUCAGAAAAGUUGAAAAAAUUACCAAAUCCAGUUGUUCAACAAACUGAGAAAAACGAAUUUGAAUUAGGUGUUCUAAUAGAAAAAGUAUAUAACUUAAUGGAAAGCAAGGGUUUAGUUUUUACUAAAAAAGAAUGCGAUCGUCAAGUUUUAGAUUAUAAAAACAAUCAACUUAUACUAUUUGAGAAUAAAAAUAAAUUUAAUAAAAUAAACCAAAAAUGGUUGGAAAUUGAUGGUAAAUUGGAAGAAAUUAUUAAAAAAGAAGACAUAAUAUUAAAGUACGAAGCCCUUGCUAUAUUAAGAGGUAAAUUAUUAUUAUAUGCAAAUAUUGUAGAUACUUGAAAAAAUUAAAAACGCAUUAAAUUCUUAGAUCAAAGUUUAAAAAUCCUUAAAGAAAAAGAAAAUAUUUGUGAUAAGGUAGUUGAAGAGCUAGAAAAAUUGCUAAUUGAAACUUUGAAUGAGACAAAAACCAAUAGUAAUGAUUUCAUUAAAUUGAAUAAAAUUAUUAAACAAAAUGUACAGCUCCUUAAGGAAGAGCAUGAACAGUAUAAUUCAAUUAUUUCUGUAAGUACAUUUAUACCUAUUCGUAUACCUAUUACCUACUAUGAUAUUAGUUUAUUGGUAUCCAUCACUAUUAGUAGGUAAUAUACCUAUUAACUAUUGUCAUAACAUUAUGUUUUAAAGAAACUACUUGAUGAUGAAACAAAUAAAAGAAGUAAAAAAGAUUUAACAACAUGGACACUUUUGUUUGACAAAAUUAUUCUUAAAAUAUCAAAAGCGCCAUUACAACAUUGUUUGACAUCUCAACAACAUUAUUUUGAUUUAAUAAGGCAACACGCUUUUAAUCAAGAAGAGAUGAAAAAUCUUAGAAUAGAAUUGGCUGAAAAGUAUGUUGUAAGUGAACAACUUAUGUGUAUAGUGUUAUAGUUACAGAAAAUAAUUAUAUGGUUAUGGUAAAUAAUAAAAAGUAAACAUACUCAAUAUUUAUUCAAUUUUUCUUUUAUAUAAAAUAAAAAAAUUUGAUACUGCUCACAAGUAGACCACUGUUAUAAUUGAGAAGGUACGAAACACAGGGUAGUUAACUUAACGUAUACUGUACGCAACGAUAAAUAAUUGCAUUCGAAAAAACCAUUUUGAGUGAAUGAGUUUUAGUCAUGUUUUUUUUUUGUCAAGGUUAUCCAGAAUUAACAAAAAUAAAAUACCUAAGGGUUGAACAUCUCAAAAUUUCAAUAAAUAUUUCAAAUAAAGUAGUACUGAACAAAAUUUCCACAUCUUUUGAGGUACUGCGUGAAAAAAUUAGAACGUUUGAUUAAUAAACAAAAUUGUGUAAAAAAUUAAAAACAACAUAAAAAGAAAUUUGGUGGGAAAAGUAUAAAUAAUUUCGAAAAAUAGUCCAAAUAAAAUACCACCAAGCGAAAAAUCAACAUCUUUUUAGGCAUAAUAAGAAAAAAUUCAAGCAUUUUUAUUAACUGUAAAAGUAUUUUAAAAGUAAUUUUAACCAAUUACCAACCAUAAAAACUGCAUAUUAUGGGCGCAUACUUGAAUUUUGGAUUUGAAUACGAAAAUUGGAUUUUUUCAUGGGGGGGAGAGUGGAACCAAAACCAUACAAAUUUUCAAAUGUAACUGGUAUAUACCUAUAUUAAUGCAAUAAACUGUUGUAUUAAACAAUUGAUUUCAUGUUAGGGAGUGGAUAUUGAUUUGAAGUUUAUUGAAAUAAAAUGUUCAGAAAAUUUUGAAAAACUGGAGUAUAAUUGUGAUGUUUUAAGAAAAAGAAUAACAGACAAUGAGUUCGCAAUAGUAAACCAAAAAAAACUAAUUAUAAAGUUAAGUACUCCAAACAUCUUAUAGUUGUAUACUUACAAUUACCUAUAUAUUCUUUGCAGGCUACAAGAUAAAAAGAAUACCAUUACUGAAAAAUUUAAAAAAAUUGAAUUGCAUGGUAAAACCCAAUUUUUAGCAAUUAAAAAUCAAAUUAUAAAUAUUACUACAAGGAUCAAAGAAAAAGAAAAAUUUUAUAGUUCUGUUAUUAAAAAAGACAAUUGUGAAUACAUGCAAUUGUGGAACUUGCUACAAAAUAAUAUCAUAAGGGGCAUUAAUAAUGUAAUACUUAUGUUUAUGUAAUUUCAUAUUUGAAUUGUUUUUACAUUAAACUUUUGGAUUUUAGCUACUUCAAAUUGAUUAUUUUAUACAUGAAUACUUUGAUAUGAGCAGAACACAACUUCCAUGCGAAAAAAAACCUAUCAAUAUAUUACAAUCUCAAAAACAUAUUAAUAACCUAGCACAUUAUUCUUCAAAUACAAAUUUGGAUCCGAAUUCGUAUAUAUGUAUUAGAGAUAAAGCGCUAAAUCAAUUAUUAUUGGAUUUUUUUGUGAAAAAUACAAGUUUUGUGUUGGACAAAGAAACUGUUGCUAUCACAAAUUCAAUACAGAAUUUAUCAUAUGCGUACAAUGCUUUAAAUAGAUUAAAACUUAACGAAGAAAAAACUUGGAAUCUUAUAAAAUUAAAAUUUAAACCGUUGGUGAAAUGUGUUGUUUGUAAUUCUCAAGUAAAUUGGGAUUAUGAAAUUAUCAUAAAUUCAAACAACACUCUGAAACAAAAUAGUUGUAUAAAUAUGUCAAAAAAUUGGUAUAUAUUGUUAAUUUCAGAAAUCCUUGAACUGUUUCUAACAGAUUUGUCUUUGUAGCACCAAAGAAUUUCAAUCAAGCAAUUAUUUGUAUGAAGAACUAAAGACAUUUUUAACUCAAUAUAAUGAGAAAAAUGAUAAAGUAAAAACAACAAAUUUACUUGAAUUGCAUGAUACGUAAGUAAUUAAAAUCUAAAAUACAAGGGUGAAGGCGAUAGUUACUAAAAAAUGUAUUCCGUUUUUGAUCUUAGUAAUGCUGUAAAUCAAUUUAUUAUUUAAAAUAUAAUCUCAAAGAUAAUUUAUAUUUUGAAGGAGGUUUGAACUUCCAAUUGCUCCACUCCUAUGUUAGCUACUGAAAUUAUAAAUGCCCAUAAUUAACUUUAUCUUUGAACAAGGACGGGUAAGGAAGAUAAAAAAAAAAAUAUUAGAAUAUGGGUCUACAUUUCGUUAAAGACAUUAACAAAUUACGAGAUUAAAAAUAUUCUCCAUAAUUUUAAAUUCAGAACUGAGCGAGAAUAUAUUGGUUUUACUAUGAUGUAUGCGAUUUUUUUUUUCUGUCCAUAUACAACUUUUCUAUUAAAUAUCUUACUCCAAUCAAAAAACGUAAAGAUAGCUUUUUUAUAAAAUUUUGAAUAUAGUUGGUGCAUUGAAUAGGGUUUUUUUUGAUUUUUCAAGUAGUUAUCAUAAUAAUUGGGGAAAAGCUGAAAAAAAAGAAUAGGGAAAAGGACAAAUUUACGGAAAUAAAAGUUUCAUUAAUUUCGAUUAUUUAAAUUUCAUUUUCUACCAAAAAUUUUGCUCCAAAUUUCAAGAAUAUCAUUUUUUCUAAAAUGUUGUAUAGUUGAAAAGUAAGUAAAUUUUUUCUCGAUUUUCGAUACAUUUUUGUUUUUAAUAAUUGGGAAAAACCAAAAAAAAAAUUGAAAAAACGAAUACGAUUAUGACAUUAAUGGUUUCAUUAUAUUCCAGUUUGAUUUUUUUUUUUUUUUCAUAAUUCGGUUAAAAAUAAUCGUAUAUGCCUAGAUUUAAUUUUCACGGAAUACUUAUAUUAUAGUUUUUUCUAUGCGUGGUAAAAAUGUUCUUAAAACUUUCUAGUGAAAUUUAUAUUUGGUUUUAUGUGAAUAAAAUUUUUAAGCAAAUAAAAAUGCUUGAAAAUGUAUCACGAGGUUCAUUAUAUGUUGUAUUUGAAAGUUGAAAAAAAGUUUAAAUUUAUAUUAAUUUAAUAUUAAUCUGUUUUGAUUGAUAAAAUUGUUUAUCAUUGUGUAGAUAUAUAAAUUAAAUAACUUUACGUAUCUUAUUAUAUUAAUACCUUCCUAACAUCCCACCAACAGUGGCACACCCUUCAGUAGUAUGAGCUUUUUUCUUAUUUUGUUUAUUCCACAGUAUACAUUUAAACAAGGGAAGUUUUGAAAAUGAAGAACAUACAGACAAAAUAUAUUCAAAUUAUGUAGUGAACAGUAAGUAAAAUUAUAAUCUUCAAAUAAAAAAAUGUCUAUUUAAAUAAUUAUAUAUUGAUAUUCAGUAUACGCUGUAUUUUCAAAUCUAAAAAAAAAUAAAAACUUAAUAAUUCAUUUAGUCAUACUUAAUAGGUCAUACACCACAAAACAAUAAUACUCAAUGCACAGAUGUAAACCACGAGUUAUACAUCGAUAACAAGUAUUUCAUCCCUAUGAUAAAAGAGAUCAUGGAAGAAUUACCAUCAAAACAGUUUUCAAACAGUCAAAAUGUACAAAAACAACAUGAUUGUGUACAACGAGAUAUACCGGAGGAUGAUCUACGAGAGUAUUGGGCUCAAUUCUCGACAUAUAUUCCAAGCAGUACUAUUGAUUUAUGGAAUAUUUUGUACAAAGUUAUUGGGCGUUAUAACGAGAUUUUAACCCGUAAAUAAGUCUAGUUUAAUUAAUCAAUGAAAAUAAUCUAGUAAAGUUUGCAUUCUCUGCAAAUAUUACAAUAAUCAUGUUUCAGGUUGCCAAAACAAAUUGACAGAAGCUAAUAUGUUGCAAAACGAAAUAAAUAAAUUGAAAAAAAUUAAAGAAGAGUUAGAAAGUUAA
Cinara cedri is the source of this 6755-nucleotide messenger RNA. NCBI's taxonomy places the organism in Eukaryota, Metazoa, Arthropoda, Insecta, Hemiptera, Aphididae. The record is from the annotation of a GenBank genome assembly.